This is a messenger RNA of Seriola dumerili (greater amberjack), 4586 nucleotides long. It is a transcript of the gene tnikb, whose product is annotated as TRAF2 and NCK-interacting protein kinase-like. NCBI's taxonomy places the organism in Eukaryota, Metazoa, Chordata, Actinopteri, Carangiformes, Carangidae. The record is from RefSeq and is a predicted model, not a curated record. The coding region runs from base 423 to 4394 and encodes 1323 amino acids. Gene Ontology annotation, biological process: protein phosphorylation. Gene Ontology annotation, molecular function: ATP binding; protein kinase activity. The transcript has 32 exons.
UGUUCGCUGUCAGCGCGCCCCGGCUGCUGUGCUUCUCUCUCUCUCUAUCUCUCUCCCUCUCUCUCUCUCUCUCUCUCUGUGCAGUGUCUGUCAGUCUCUCUCUAUCUCUGUGCGCGCGUGUCACCCCCGCUCCGCUCCUCUCCUGUACAGAUUGAUGGUGAUUGAGGUGGAGGCAUGUAGCACCGGAUUCACCGGAUUCACGGCGCCGAGCAGCAUGUAGCACCUGGAGCCCCGCGCACAUCGCCUCCCUCCUGCGCUCCUCCUCCGUCUUCUCUCCCCUCCUGGAGCGCUCCUUUCUGCUCCCCUGAAGGCAUCGCCUGCACAAGCAUUUCCGGGGAUUUUUUUUUUUGGGGGUGGGUGGGGGGAUUUAUUUAUUUUAGAGGAGUGUGAGUUCAUCCCCGCCGCUCUGCACCUCUCGGUCGAUGGUCGUUGAGGAAGCUUCCAUCUUGAGUCCCGUAUCUACCGAGAGAACCAUGGCGAGCGACUCCCCUGCGCGGAGUCUGGACGAGAUAGACCUGUCUGCACUACGGGACCCAGCUGGUAUCUUUGAGCUGGUGGAACUGGUUGGAAAUGGAACCUAUGGGCAGGUCUACAAGGGUCGCCAUGUCAAAACAGGCCAGCUCGCUGCCAUCAAGGUCAUGGACGUCACAGGAGAUGAGGAGGAGGAGAUUAAAGCAGAGAUCAACAUGUUAAAGAAGUACAGCCACCACAGGAACAUCGCAACCUACUAUGGAGCCUUCAUCAAGAAGAACCCUCCUGGAAUGGAUGACCAGCUGUGGCUGGUGAUGGAGUUCUGUGGAGCCGGCUCAGUGACAGACCUGAUCAAAAACACCAAAGGGAACUCUCUGAAGGAGGAGUGGAUCGCCUACGUCUGCAGGGAGAUCCUCAGGGGUCUGACCCAUCUCCACCAGCACAAGGUCAUCCACAGGGACAUCAAAGGCCAGAACGUGCUGCUGACAGAGAACGCAGAGGUUAAACUAGUCGACUUUGGAGUGAGCGCUCAGCUGGAUCGUACGGUGGGACGGAGGAACACGUUUAUCGGGACGCCUUAUUGGAUGGCCCCGGAGGUCAUCGCCUGUGAUGAGAACCCCGACGCCACAUACGACUUCAAGAGUGAUCUGUGGUCGCUCGGUAUCACAGCUAUAGAGAUGGCGGAGGGAGCACCACCUCUGUGUGACAUGCAUCCGAUGCGAGCGCUCUUCCUCAUCCCCAGAAAUCCUGCCCCCAGACUCAAGUCUAAGAAGUGGUCGAAGAAGUUCCAGUCUUUCAUCGAGAGCUGUCUGGUGAAGAGUCACAGCCAGCGGCCGAGCACCGAGCAGCUCCUCAAGCACCCGUUCAUCAGGGACCUUCCCAACGAGCGGCAGGUCCGCAUCCAGCUGAAGGACCACAUCGACCGCACCAAGAAGAGGAGGGGGGAGAGGGAUGAGACGGAGUACGAGUACAGUGGGAGUGAGGAAGAGGACGAAGAAAGGGACAUUGGCGAGCCCAGCUCCAUCAUUAACAUUCCCGGGGAGUCCACUCUGAGGCGGGACUUCCUGCGUCUCCAGCUGGCCAAUAAGGAGCGGUCGGAGCUGAUCCGGCGCCAGCAGCUGGAGCAGCAGCAGAACGAGGAGCACAAGCGCCAACUGCUGGCCGAGAGGCAAAAACGUAUCGAGGAGCAGAAGGAGCAGCGGCGUCGGCUGGAGGAGCAACAGCGUCGGGAGCGAGAGAUGAGGAAGCAGCAGGAGCGAGAGCAGAGGAGGAGGUACGAAGAGAUGGAGCAGCUCCGUCGAGAGGAGGAGAGGAGGCACGCGGAGAGAGAACAGGAGUAUAUCCGUAGACAGCUGGAGGAGGAGCAGAGGCAGCUGGAGAUCCUGCAGCAGCAGCUCCUGCAGGAGCAGGCCUUACUGCUGGAGUACAAGAGGAAGCAGAUCGAGGAGCAGCGGCAGGCCGAGCGGCUGCAGAGGCAGCUGCAGCAGGAGCGAGCGUACCUGGUGUCGCUGCAGCAGCAGCAGCAGGAGCCGCCGCGGCCGCCGCAGGACAAGAAGCAGCUGUACCACUACAAAGACCAGGCGCCAGGCAGCAACGACAAACCCGCCUGGGCCAAAGAGGUGAUGCGUCGAGCUCAGAGCAACUCGCCCCGCAUCCCUCCCAAGAAACACCACUCCUUCAGGGAGACGCGAGACGUCAACCUCGACAACCUGCUCUUACUCCCCGGUUACAGACCCCGCCCCCGUCCCCCCUCCUACCCCGCCCACGUCAGUCCCUCCAGGGAUCACCUGCGCAUGCCUCGAAUCCGUGUCACCUGUGUCCCCGAACGCGUCCGUGACUCCUCCCAGCCAGUGAUGCGCCGGCACAGCCCCGACUCCAGGGGCCACACCCCCUACAGCAGGGGCCGGAGCCCCGGCCGCCGGGUGGAGGAGCAUUAUAAGAUGAACAGACAGACUUCUCCUGCAUUGCAGCAUAAAGUCUCCAACCGGAUCUCAGACCCGUCGCUGCCGCCGCGCUCCGAGUCCUUCAGCAGCGGAGGCAUCCAACAGGCCCGGACCCCGCCCAUGCACCGCUCCGUCGAACCACAGGUUCCUCAGAGGACGACCUCCAUCUCUCCUGCUUUAGUCAGGAAGAACUCUCCAGGAAACGGACCCGGCCUCGGUCCUCGGGCUGGAGCUCACCUCAUACGGGCCAGCAACCCCGACCUGCGGAGGAUCGACGUUUCCAUGGAGACGCCCCUAAAGAGGACGAGCAGCGGCAGCUCCUCCAGCUCCAGCACCCCCAGCUCCCAGGGAGGCUCCAACGAGCGAGGUAAUUCAGCCCCUAAGACCGAAGGCUCGACGCUUUCCUCCCACGACACCAAAGAGGACGGCAGAGAGGUGACGCGACCCAGCAGGCCUGCAAGCUAUAAGAGAGCUGUAGACGAGGAUUUGACGGCUCUGGCCAAAGAGCUGAGAGAGCUGCGACAGGGGGAGGAAACCAGCCGCCCGCCCGUCAAAGUGACGGACUACUCGUCGUCCAGUGAGGAGUCUCACAGCAGCGAGGACGAGGAAGGGGAGGGCGGGGCCAACGACGGAACAGUGGCUGUCAGCGAUAUACCGCGAAUUAUGCCGGCCGCCAGUCAAGGUGCAAACGAGUCCUUCGGCAUGAUGGGAGGUCAUAACGACUCCCACGGCGACUCGUAUGGAAACAGCUCCCAGGACAGCACCCUGAUGAUGCGUGAGUAUGCGAUGGGGAGCGGUGGAGGCUCCAAGGCGUCCUUCACGCCGUUUGUCGAUCCGAGGGUCUACGGCACGUCCCCGACUGAUGAUGACGAUAAAAGCUCUGCCUCAGCGCUGUUUGCCGACGAGCUGCUGAAGCAGGAGCAGGAGCAGGCGAGGCUCAACGAGGCCAGAAAGAUCUCCGUGGUCAACGUCAACCCCACCAACAUCAGGCCGCACAGCGACACGCCCGAGAUCCGCAAGUACAAGAAACGCUUCAACUCGGAGAUCCUGUGUGCGGCACUGUGGGGAGUGAACCUGCUGGUGGGGACGGAGAACGGCCUGAUGCUGCUGGAUCGAAGCGGGCAGGGCAAAGUUUACAACCUGAUCAACCGACGGCGCUUCCAGCAGAUGGACGUCCUGGAGGGACUCAACGUCCUCGUCACCAUCUCAGGGAAGAAGAACAAGCUGCGUGUUUACUACCUGUCCUGGCUCAGGAACAGGAUAUUACACAACGACCCCGAAGUGGAAAAGAAACAGGGUUGGAUCACUGUCGGAGAACUGGAGGGCUGCGUUCACUACAAAGUCGUGAAGUACGAGAGGAUUAAAUUCUUGGUGAUUGCUCUGAAGAACUCCGUGGAGAUCUACGCCUGGGCGCCUAAACCUUACCACAAGUUUAUGGCCUUCAAGUCGUUCACUGACCUGCAGCAUCGCCCCCUGCUGGUCGACCUGACCGUGGAGGAGGGGCAGAGGUUAAAAGUCAUCUACGGCUCCAGCGUGGGCUUCCACGUCAUCGACGUGGACUCGGGCAACCCUUACGACAUCUACAUCCCCUCACAUAUUCAGGGUCAGGUGACCCCGCACGCCAUCGUGGUUCUGCCCAAGACGGAUGGCAUGGAGAUGCUGCUGUGCUACGAGGACGAGGGCGUCUACGUCAACACCUACGGACGCAUCACCAAAGACGUGGUGCUGCAGUGGGGCGAGAUGCCCACCUCCGUCGCUUACAUCCACUCCAACCAGAUCAUGGGCUGGGGAGAGAAGGCCAUUGAGAUCCGCUCCGUGGAGACGGGACACCUCGACGGAGUUUUCAUGCACAAGCGAGCUCAGCGACUGAAGUUCCUGUCGGAGAGGAACGACAAGGUUUUCUUUGCCUCGGUGCGUUCUGGCGGCAGCAGCCAAGUCUUCUUCAUGACCCUCAACAGAAGCUCCAUGAUGAACUGGUAACCCCUCCCCCCUUCGGCCGACAACCCUCCUCUUCUUCACUGAACAUCUGAACCCACCGCCGGGAGACGAGGGACGACAGGAGGACGAGUCGUGUGUGUGUGUGUGUGUGUGUAUAUAUAUAUCUGCGUGUGUGUGUUCAUUGGAGGAUAAACAAUGAGCUGCUGAACAGACAAUUGGAGGAGUUAAACCACA